AUGGACGAGGAGGACGCGAACAUGGCGCUGUACCCUGGCGACCACUUCGGGUCCGUGGCGCGGCACUACAACGAGGACUGGGGGGGCACGCAGCCACCACCACCUGACGCAUCCCUCACGCUCGGGGAAGAGCAGCCCACGCUCAACAGCGUCGACUCCGACGACGAGUUCUUCCCGGACGACUCCGACCUCGCCGAGAUCGAAGCCGAGGCCGCGGGCCUCCUGAACUCCGAGGAGCUCGACGCGCUCGACCUGGACGCGGUGGAGGAGGGCGUCCUCAGCAUGAGCGCGGAGGAGGAGCCUUCGGACCCUUGGGCAAACCUCUCGGCAGAAACGCGCCGCACGUACGAGGAGAUCCUUGCGAAGUACCCGGAGACGCCCGCGCGCGCGUACAUGCUCGAGGACCUCCUGAAGCUCUCGCGCGUCACGCCCGGGCCCGGCUCCGCGCUCGAAGGCGCAGAGGGGGUUGAGGUGCUGGGGUUGGCGGAUGAUUCGCGGCAGGUCCAAAGCGGAGAUCUGUUCUUCUGCAUUCGCGGGUCCCGCAACGACGGGCACGACUUCGCGGGCGACGCGUACAACGCCGGCGCGGCCGCGAUCGUCUCCGAGGUCGAGAUGCCUGACAUCGCUGCCACGGGGGACUGUCCGGUCAUACUGGUGUCGGACACGCGCCAGGCGCUGCACCGCGUGGCCAACGCGUUCUACGACUACCCGAGCCGCAGGAUGGCCGGCCUCCUCGACGAAGACGGCAACCAGCUCGUCGGCGGCGGCGUCAUCGGCGUCACGGGCACCAACGGCAAGACCACCACGUCGUGGCUGAUCCGCGGCAUGCUGGAGGAGACGGGGCAACUUGUAGGCAUGGUUGGGACCGUGGAGUACGCGCUCGCUGAGGACCGCCUCGACCCGGACGGCGAGAUCUGGGUUCCCAAGGAGGAGGACCCGACGCGGGAGCGCGACUGCACCGCGCCGUACCGCCUGGCGCCCUAUGUCGGCAAAUAUAGCGUGCCCAACACGACGCCCGACGAGCUGCGCGCGCAGCGGCUCCUGGCGGGGAUGGCGGACCGCGGCGCGACGGCGGCGGUGUACGAGUGCUCGAGCAUCGGGCUGGACCAGGGGCGGUGCGACGGGAUCCUGUUCAGUGUCGCCGUGCACACCAACGUCACCCAGGACCACCUGGACUACCACGGGGACAUGGAGGCGUACAAGCAGGCCAAGCUGCGGCUGUUCCGGUCCCUGCGGGACCCGGAGAGGCAGCGUGCGGUCAUCAAUUUGGACGAUCCGAACGCGGACGAGUUCAUCUUUGCGUGUAGCGAGGGGGGUGUCCCGUACGUGACGUACGCGAUCACGGACAUCAAGGCGGACGUGCGGCCGUCGCAGGCGGGCCGGAAGGGCAGCCAGGCGAUCAAGGGCGUCAAGCAGUCGCUCUACGAGACGGAGAUCGAAGUGGAAUUACCCCCCCUCGUGGCUGACUCAGACGAGAGGGAGUCGAUCAAGAUCAUCACGCCGCUGAUCGGGAAGGCGAAUAUCUACAACGUCCUCGCCGCCGUCGCGACGGGCAUCGCGCUCCGCGUCCCGCUCCCGCAGAUCGUAGCAGGCAUCGAGGCGGUCGACGUCGUCCCGGGCCGCACGGAGCUCAUCGACGAAGGCCAGAUGUUCCCGGUUAUCGUCGACUACGCACACACCCCGGACGCGCUGUCCCGCUUGCUCGACACGGUCCGCGAGUGCGGCGCGAAGCGGAUCAUCACCGUGGUCGGGUGCGGCGGGGACCGCGACCGCAGCAAGCGCCCCUACAUGGGUGAAAUCGCCCACUACAAGUCCGACCUGCUAAUCCUGACGAACGACAAUCCGCGGACCGAGUCCCCCAGCGAGAUCAUCGCGGACAUCGUUGCCGGGUUCCCCGACGACAUCCUCGGCCGCCACCAGGGCUCCGUGUACCCCUGGCUCCAGGACCCCAUCCACACGCCGAUGUGGUUCGAGGAGUUCAUCAUGAAGUACCAGGGCGAGGUCAAGCGCUACGUCAUCGAGGACCGCUUCACCGCCAUCCGCGCGGCCAUCGGCACAGCGCAGCCGCGCGACGUGGUGGUGAUUGCGGGCAAGGGCCACGAGGACUACAUCGAGCACGGCGACGGCAAGGGCGGCAUCGUGCGCGGGUGGUUCGACGACCGCGUGGAGGCACGGAACGCCCUCGUGAAGUUGAGCGAGCUGGAGCAAAUCACCUACCUCGAUCGAUCUACGAUCCCAUGGCGCAACACCAAGUACGACAAGGGCGGGGAUGUGUAG
Molecule: messenger RNA, 2277 nt
Organism: Pedinophyceae sp. YPF-701
Lineage: Eukaryota; Viridiplantae; Chlorophyta; Pedinophyceae
Source: the annotation of a GenBank genome assembly